AUGAGCGUACUGUCCCUUUUUCACAUUGGCUCCCCGUUUUUACGGACCAACUGUGUGGAGGAGAAACAAAUUUACGAAAGUAAUCCUUGCAAAGGGGAUAAAAUAAACAACAGGCGGGACUCUGUCCUCCCAAUAUUUCAUUUGUUCCGUGUGCCUAGAUAUAUGUCACACCCCAGUGGUGACUGCGUUUGCUACAAAUGUUUGUACUACUCCCUCCUACACAAGAGAAAAUGCCCCAUUUGCAAGCAGUCCAUUCGGAAUAAUGAGUUGAAGAGAAUAUCGGGAAAAAGAAAAAGAGAGUAUGAACAGUUAAGAAUAAGGUGUAACUUAUGUAACGAUGAGCUGAAAAUAAAAAAUUACGAGAAACAUUUAAAAUUCUGUAAGUACAAAAGGUGCAAAAAUUACAUGUUAGGAUGUGAUUAUUACGACAAAAGGAACAAAUUAAAAAGGCAUGAAGAAGCAUGUGAGCAUAGAUUAAUACGAUGCUCAAGUUGCCACAAUUUAUUUUAUUAUAAAAAUCGCAUUUUCGUAUUAACGCUAAAGGAAAAAUAUCAACUUAACGUCAGGUGUACCUACACGUAUUAUUCUUUCUACUACAACUUACUAAUGAAUACAAAUUUUAAUUUUUUCAAUUACAACAAAUAUAUGAGGAAUAAGUAUUUUUCUUCUGAUAGUUAUUUGUCAAGGAAGUUGUCUCUGUUGGCAACCUUUCAGCGUACCCUCGAUCGUUUUGUGUGUAAAUCAGCUCUUGGGGGGAGCGUUCCAACGGUAGAUCGAAGCAACGGGGUGCCCAUUCAAAGUGAAAAUAAUCUUCUCAACAACACAAUUAGUAAUAGUCCAAGUAUUUCUUACAGAGGAAGGAUCACUGCUCCUUCCCAAUUGGAAGUCGAAAGAAGUGAAGCUAAUUGGCAGAGCUUGCUAAAUUUCUCACCUCUAUCGAGCAGCGUAGCAGAUGACGAACCCGCGUCCUCACUCAGAACGAAUCGUUUGGCUGAUGUCCACACGGGUGAAAGCGAGGAGGAGGAAUCUAAUCAGAGUGACGAAUCGGGGGAGGAGGACAAAUUGCAACAAAUGAGUUGCAAGAGCGAAGGCAGCCAAUCCAGCAGCACGGACUACUCAAACGGCAGCCACCGUGCUAAGCGAAAUGACCCACCCAAUGGGGAUAAUAGUUCUAUCGAGGAAGAAUAUUUGAAUAUACUUCCCCUGAGGAAAAAUUUCUCUUUCAAAGAUAAAAGUAGCAAAGACAUCAUAGUCAUAAUAAAGGAACUGUUCCAAUUUGAUAACAUAGACAUGAGCAAUCUUUGUGUUCACGAUAAUGAGGAGUUUUUAUUAUGCGAUAAAAAUUGUUUUAAGAGCACAAUUAAAAAUCUGAAAAACCAAUUGGACCAGUCCCUUGUGCUUUUAUAUUUUUGUUGUUGCGUGGGUAUGCCUGCCAUGUUCACACUUGGCUGCAUGAGCUACAUCACCACCAAGGGGCUAUUUAAAUUCUCCUUCCUACUGGCCAGCACGUUCAUCAGCUUAUCGCAGCGCCUUUUUUUUAAGUUUUUUGACGGUUAA
Plasmodium coatneyi is the source of this 1557-nucleotide messenger RNA. RefSeq lists its product as uncharacterized. NCBI's taxonomy places the organism in Eukaryota, Apicomplexa, Aconoidasida, Haemosporida, Plasmodiidae. Bases 1 to 1557 code for a protein of 518 amino acids. The record is from RefSeq and is a predicted model, not a curated record. The transcript is spliced from 4 exons.